Molecule: messenger RNA, 1763 nt
Organism: Octopus sinensis (East Asian common octopus)
Lineage: Eukaryota; Metazoa; Mollusca; Cephalopoda; Octopoda; Octopodidae
Product: malectin-B
Exons: 4
Coding region: 415-1641 (408 amino acids)
Cellular component (GO): membrane
Molecular function (GO): carbohydrate binding
Source: RefSeq, a predicted model, not a curated record
GAAGGAGAGAGAGAGAGAGAGAAAAGAGAUAGAAAGGGGGCAAAGGCAGAGAGGGAGGGGGAGGAUUUUUGUUUUAUCUGCUUCAGAAGCUCCAUAGGUAAAGUGGAAGUGUUGUAAACCUGUUUGUGUCUUGGCUUCGCCGAGCCUCGUGUGUCUGGUGAGUGCAUGUGGAUGUCAGAUUCAUCUGUUAACAGCACCGACUGAAGGCAGAGAAGAAAUCUAGCGAUUGGAACCUCGAUAUUUCUCAUUCACACACUUCACAUACGCAUUGCUUGUUAGACUUUUAUAGACACAAACAUAUAUAUAUAUAUAUAUAUAUAUAUAUUGCUGUAUAUAUAUAUAUAUAUAUAUGUUUGUAUCUACACACGCGUAUAUGUAUACAUAACAGUGAUAUAGAUCGACCUGAAGAGAUAGAUGACGUUACGAAGUGAAGCCUGCACCAACAUGUUCAUCGCAUCGAAAUCGAGGAGGACGUCUAGCAGUGGCCGCGACUCCAGGCCCGAUUCAUCGACACCAAUUGCGAAGAGUGUGGUUAGCAACGAUACAGACUACAGUAGUGAUAUUAUUAACAUGACAUCAGCGGAUUCUGCGGCUGUAUCUACCAUAGAUACUGCUGGUACUACAAUAAUAACAUCUGCUGCCAGACGCCAACACAUGAGAACAGGCAAACCAUAUGUGUCGCCGUUGACCUCACCUUCCUGGCCGGGCCCACGGGUUUGCAGAUCGGGUGUUCGAACGAAUCGUGUGGGUGUCAGGAAAACAGCUAGUGCGGUCGAAAAUGUUGGCUUCAAUCUGACCAAGAUGCUACACCGAUUCUGCAGUCCGACAAGUUCGUCAGUUUUUACCAUCCUAUGUCUUAUAUGUUUGUUGUGCUUCCCUGGUUGUGUCGAGGGCUUAGGCGAAAUCACGUGGGCAGUGAACUGUGGCGGUGGAGUCCACACCGACAUCCACGGGAUUCGAUACCAAGCCGACUACCUCAAGACUGGAAUAGCGUCUGAUUAUGGAAAAAACCUGAUGAUACAAAGGAUCGUUCCCCAAGACCAGAUUCUAUACCAAACUGAGAGAUAUCACACAUCAACUUUCGGCUAUGAAAUUCCUAUCAAAGAAGACGGAGACUAUGUAUUGACGUUGAAGUUCUGUGAAGUCUGGUUCACAUCACCCAACCAAAAGAUAUUUGAUGUGGUUUUAAAUGGAGAACAUACCAUUGUAGAUGAACUUGAUAUUUUUGCCAAAGUUGGAAGAGGUGUGGCACAUGAUGAGAUGCUAACGUUUUCAGUGAAAAAUGGUAAAGUGAGAGUAAAUGGAGAAACAUCACAGAUUGAUGGCAAAAUUACUGUGGAGUUUAUUAAGGGUGACUCAGACAAUCCAAAAAUUAAUGCCAUUUACGUUAUGAAGGGUACUCUAGAUGAUGUUCCAAAGCUUCCACCACUCCCUGGUGCUGAUACUCCUCAUGGUGAGGAGGAGGAAGAGGAGGAAGAAGACGAAAGCUCAGAAGCCAGGUCCCCCUCAAAGUCCCGCCGUCCUUCAGGGCCAAAGGUCCAAGACCCUUAUGCUGCCGACGAUACUAGCACCAUGUUGUUGCCUGUAUUUGUGGCCAUAGGGGCCUUCAUACCACUCCUUUUUUGUCUAUGUAGACUAUGACGCUAGAUAUAAAAGGCUUCGGAUUGGGCUGAAGACAUCAUUCAUUCAAGUGAGAGGAGUGGGCAGGGGUCGGGGAGGUGCAUAUGGGGUGGCGGGGCUGGUUUAUAUGGGGACGGGUUAAC